AUGCGAGGCCGCAACGUACCAGUCCUGCGUCGUAUUCUUGCAGGAAUGCUCUCCAAAGGAAAAACGCGGUAUGAUGACUUUCCUGAACGAGAUCAGCUACUUCUCGAUGUGUCUCGUCAGGAUGAUGCUCGGUACCAAAAACUGCUCGGCAAUGAUUUGAUGGCUUUGACAGCAUUAGCAGUGCCAUUUUGUAUGUCAAAAGUCUCCAACAAGGGAACGAUCCCAACUUAA
Cylicocyclus nassatus is the source of this 231-nucleotide messenger RNA. The record is from the annotation of a GenBank genome assembly. Lineage: Eukaryota; Metazoa; Nematoda; Chromadorea; Rhabditida; Strongylidae.